AAGUUUAAGUUGGAAAAAAUAGCCGCACGCUUGAACACUCAGUGAGUGAAAACGUACACAUUUUAAAAAAGAAAAUUACAUUUUUUCACAACACCUCAGCCGUACUUUUAUUUUGGGCUGACUGGUUCUAUAAAGACCAGCAGUUAGGUUAUUCGCAGAGCUAAAGUGGACCCCCGAGAAGAAUAUCCUGGAGCGCUCUGGGUGGGCGGGGCUAAGGUGAGAGCACCUGAAACAGGUGAAGCUGCGUCAGUUUACAGAGAGUCGUCAACGACGUUGGAGCGUCGCUGCUGCUUAACAGGAGUGGAUGCAGUUGUAGCGAACGAGAACCAUAGAUUGCAUUUUUUUUUUUUUUUAAAAAAAAGCUGGCACACAUACCUUUUAAGAGUAUGAACUUCCAUGGCACUACUGAAAAUACCUUCACUGGAGAAUGCAAAAGAACACAGCUUCAAGUAUUAAUCCCCAAACAGAGACAUGAUGGAUGUGAAAAGAUUUAAAGAAUACAUAUCCUGGCUUUACUACCAGUAUCUCUUGGUCACCUGCAGCUAUGUGUUGGAGCCAUGGGAGCAGUCCAUUUUCAACACCGUAUUGCUGACAGUGGUUGCCAUGGUGGUUUACACAGCUUAUGUCUUUAUCCCCAUCCAUAUACGCCUGGCCCUCGAGUUCUUCUCCAGUUUGUGUGGUGGACAGCAUGAAAGUACUGUUGCCAUAAUUAGCUAACCCAGAUUGUUGUGCUGCAGAAGAUGCCAGCUUUAAUGCCUGUAUUUUAGUAAUAUUGACAGAAACACAUUUUAUGCUAAACUGAGGCUCAUAUUUGUGAUACUUUUCUGACAUAGUACCUCCUCCACUUAGCGCUCCUUCAGUCUGAUGUCUUAGUUUAGCAGACAUUGAGCCAGCCCAUUUAAAUGUCAUGUCCACUUUGAUUUUGAGAAGAGCACUCUAUUAUUGCAAAAACAAAACAGUAUUUUUAGUGGAUUUUUUUUUUUUUUGCAUAAAACACUUGUGUGUAUCAGUUACCUACAGUAUAUUGCACCUUCAAUUUCUGUGAUAAAUUUAAAUACAUUGCUUAUUGUGCUUCAGAUGUUUUUACCUUGUAAUAUUAUGCAGCAUAGGGUUUGCUUUUAAUUCAGUGUUGGAACAGAAAGCUACAAAUCUGAGCCAAUGUUUCAUUCUUGCACAGAAGAUACAUAGACAGCAUGAAAACUCUUUUUAAACACCUGCUAGUUAAACAAUGAUGAAUGUUACAGCUGGAUUUAUUGUAAUAUCAUUUUGAACUAAAAAUGAAUAGUGUGAAUGAAUCCAUGUCUCAUUCAGGCUUUGCUGAUAACUCAAGCUCUUCUCCAUGGAACAUUUUCAUCACCAUCUUAUUUCUGUUUCUGAACCAAAUGUUACAGAUUAAGUAUCCUAAUGAACGAACUUUCUAGACUACUGGAACUUUACUCUCGCUGUGAAUGGUGGGAAAAAUUUAAAUACGUUUUGUGCUUUUUCUAGCACCUGAAAUGGCUUGUUCAUCUAAAUAUAUGCAUGUUACUAUAUGAAGGUUUCAUUUGAUUGUAUCUUUGCAAAAGUUACAUGAAUAGUUACCUGAAUAGAAACUAGUAAUCUGACUGGUUUAAUGUAAAUAUUUGCAAUAAGGUAUGCACACAGAAAUUCUGUACAUAUUGUAAAUUUCAUUUUGUUUGAACCCUGCACCACCGACGGCAGUGCACUGAACAGUGGGCUCUAUUAUUAAUAAACUCACUGGGAUAAGUUUUCUGCAUGGUGUACUGUUUGUGUAAAUUAACUCCUUUUCAGACAGUGUGCCCAGAUUGCAGAUAUUCAGUCAGUCCAAGAUGAAUUAAUGUUUUUCAAAUCUUGUAUGUAAUAUUUAUUGUGUAUAAAAAAGCCUAUUCCCAUCAACUUUGUUUUACCCACUGAUUGAUUGUAAACUGCAAAACUCAAAACUGGGUUGAAGCAUAUAUCUUCUAAAAUUGUGUAGUUUUAGAAUGCACUGUUUACAGUAUAUUUUGCAUUUUCAUAUUUAAAUAAAAAUUAAGGAAUAAAAUGUA
Polypterus senegalus (gray bichir) is the source of this 2045-nucleotide messenger RNA. It is a transcript of the gene sptssb, whose product is annotated as serine palmitoyltransferase, small subunit B. Gene Ontology annotation, cellular component: serine palmitoyltransferase complex. Gene Ontology annotation, molecular function: serine C-palmitoyltransferase activity. Lineage: Eukaryota; Metazoa; Chordata; Cladistia; Polypteriformes; Polypteridae. Bases 472 to 717 code for a protein of 81 amino acids. The record is from RefSeq and is a predicted model, not a curated record. Gene Ontology annotation, biological process: ceramide biosynthetic process; endoplasmic reticulum organization. The transcript has 3 exons.